Trichoderma citrinoviride is the source of this 1002-nucleotide messenger RNA. RefSeq names its product NAD(P)-binding protein. Gene Ontology annotation, molecular function: oxidoreductase activity, acting on the CH-OH group of donors, NAD or NADP as acceptor. The record is from RefSeq and is a predicted model, not a curated record. Lineage: Eukaryota; Fungi; Ascomycota; Sordariomycetes; Hypocreales; Hypocreaceae. The coding region runs from base 1 to 1002 and encodes 333 amino acids. The transcript is spliced from 2 exons.
AUGUCUGGAAAGCUCGUCUUCAUUACCGGUGCCACUGGCUACAUAGGCAGUCACCUUGUUGGGGAUGUCCUCAAAGCCGGCCACCGCGUGCGUCUCGCCGUGAGAAAUGAGGAGAGAUCCCAGCUCAUCAAAGACCUAUACCCUUCGGCCUUGGACAGAAUCGAAUUUGUCUUUGUGCCAGACAUGUCACAGCCUUCGGCGUAUGCAGAUGUCUUGAAGGGAGUCAACUAUGUCUUUCACUUAGCUGGAGCCAUGGUUGACAGAGGGACGGAUCUUCAAAGAGACUUUCUCGAUCCUAUUGUCAAGGGAACCGUGGCAAUCCUCGAGUCUUCCUCAAAAGAAGACAGCAUCCGAAAAGUUGUCAUUGUCUCGUCGUUCCUAUCACUGAUGCCCAUGGAUGCCCUUCUGCAAAACCCUUUCCAUAUCAAGGCCAAUACUGGCGAAAAGCUCGCCGUCGAUUUCAACAUGGACUUUCCCGAGGGCCUGCCGGGGAAGCUUCUCAAGUACCAAACCGGCAAAAUCACUGCCCACCAGGCUUAUCGCGACUGGCUGAAGAAAGCGAACCCAAAGUUUGAUGUUGCGACCGUUCAUCCAUCGCAGGUCUUUGGGCCAAGCUUGGUCCAAAGGUCGUCCGACGAGCUUAGGGGAGUAAACCGUUACAUGUGGACGACGCUCCAUGCGGAUGGACCUCCUAAGACGCCUUUCUUGAUGGUGGAUGUCCGUGACGUCUCCCGCGCUCUGGCACGGAUCAUUGACGCGCACGUUCCUUCUGGAACUGAGUUGCCGGUCACCGGUCCCGUCUACACGUGGAAACAGUUGGCAAACUUCGUGAAGACGAAUUAUCCCUCUCUGAAUAUCAAGUUUGACCCUAAGGAGGAGGAAACAAUGACCAUGGAUAUGGAUGCGACGGAGAAGUAUCUCAAAAUGGAGUGGACUCCUAUGGAGGACACUAUCAGGGCCUUUGUUGAUCAGCAGGUUGCACUUUCAAAGGCAUCAGAGUGA